CAAAGCGCCUCCUCCCUCCUCCGGAGGGCAAUGUUGCGAGCCGCAGGAGGGUGUGGCAGCCCAGGAUCGCAGCUGGUUAGGCUAGCUGCCUCUACCUUACUCUACACUACUCUAGCUUUGCCGAGCAACAUCCCACUCGUGCCGCAAAGUGCACCCCGCAAACAUGGCGGGACGCUUGACGCUGGAUGGCUGGAUGGGGGAGGGUGGCUGGAUGGCUGGAUGCUGGCUGGAUGCUUGCCGGGACUCUAGAUCAACUCGCGCCCCGAUGGCGCCUACGAAAACGAGACGAAGGGUGGUGGGGAAAUCGUGGUGGUGGUGGUGGUGCUACCGGUGCUGGUGGGGCUGGCGGUGGUGCGGACGUCCGGCCGGCCUGGGACCUGGUGCUGGGGGU
Tricharina praecox is the source of this 391-nucleotide messenger RNA. RefSeq lists its product as uncharacterized. The transcript has a single exon. The record is from RefSeq and is a predicted model, not a curated record. Lineage: Eukaryota; Fungi; Ascomycota; Pezizomycetes; Pezizales; Pyronemataceae. The coding region runs from base 31 to 249 and encodes 72 amino acids.